CUUCAUUCUCAUAACCAAGGUCAAACUUAUCUUAUAAUUGAAUUUUUCAACAUACGCAAAGUAGUUGAACUUGAACUUCAAGUGAGGCAAGAUUCAAGAGAUAAUUAUGUGGCACUUUAUUUACAUCACAAUAAUUUCUUUUUUACAAAUAGCUUCAGGAUUAAACAACUUCGACGUCCCCGCUUUGUAUCAGAUUACCGAACCGCUAACUCAUGGAGAGUGUCCGUCAUGGGACAGCAGAAACAAUCUUCUUUACUUUGUUGACAUUCAGAAAGGACAAAUUUACAGCUAUAAUUACACAAACAAGGAAAUUACAUCCAUAAUAUUGGACGGAUUUGUUGCACCUGUCGUUCAGUCAAAAUCAGAUCCAAAUCUUCUUAUUGUUGGCCUCGAUCGGUCCAUUGUUGCAGUAAAAUGGGACAGAGAAAAUGGUAAUUAUACUAGUAAAACACUGGUUACGGUAGCCGAAGAUAAACCAGAUUCGACCAUGAAUGAUGGAAAGGCCGACAAAAGAGGAAGGAUUUGGUUUGGAACAAUGGAUUAUGAUGCUGAUACUAAAAAUCAUCCAGAUAAAGGGAGUCUUUUCAAAGUGACAAAAAACAGCGUUUCAACACCUCAAGCAGUAAUAACUCCCGUUAAUGUAAGUAAUGGAAUGGCCUGGAAUAAAGCAAACAACAAAUUUUAUUACAUCGAUUCGCCAACUCUCCAAAUAAUAGAGUAUGAUUAUGACGAUGUCAAGGGAGAAAUCUCAAAUCGGCGAGUAGCCUUCGAUUUGAAAGACUACAAUCUGACUGCAAGUCCAGACGGUAUGACCAUUGACGUGGAUGACAAUUUAUGGGUGGCGCUAUUUGGCGGAGGCUCCGUAAUCAAAGUAAAUCCACAAAAUGGUCAAUUAUUAAAUCGAUAUCCAAUCCCAGCCCAAUGUGUCACUUCCGUCAUGUGGGGAGGAACGGAUUUAGACAUCUUAUUCGUAACUACUUCAAAACUACGACUUACUGAAGAAGAGAUUAAGCAACAACCAGGCGCCGGCAGCGUUUUUGCUUUAACAAAUUUGGGCACUAAAGGAUUUCCUGUUUUCGAAGCAGACAUACUCGAUUCGAUUUAAAAUUUAAGUAUUGUUUAUUAUAAUUUAAAUAGGUACGAUACAAAAAUUAUACAGUCUUGGAUGAUCGUUAA
Molecule: messenger RNA, 1176 nt
Organism: Tribolium madens (black flour beetle)
Lineage: Eukaryota; Metazoa; Arthropoda; Insecta; Coleoptera; Tenebrionidae
Product: regucalcin-like
Exons: 3
Coding region: 107-1105 (332 amino acids)
Biological process (GO): L-ascorbic acid biosynthetic process
Molecular function (GO): calcium ion binding; gluconolactonase activity
Source: RefSeq, a predicted model, not a curated record